Messenger RNA from Colletotrichum scovillei, 3551 nucleotides. Its product is annotated as TAM domain methyltransferase. Bases 2113 to 3330 code for a protein of 405 amino acids. The record is from RefSeq and is a predicted model, not a curated record. The transcript has 3 exons. Lineage: Eukaryota; Fungi; Ascomycota; Sordariomycetes; Glomerellales; Glomerellaceae. Gene Ontology annotation, molecular function: methyltransferase activity.
AAACCGAUAGACUUGAGAGAGUGUAGGUUUCCAAUGACCUUGCCGACUAUCUACGAAAGCAUCCGGUUAGGUGUAGGUCGGGGAUUUUGGGUAUCUGAGUUGGCCAUGGCCAGUUGCAAUUCGAUGUCUGAACUGUGAGCCAGUGAAAACAUAGAUAAGUGUCUUAAUUCUCAAGACGGCUUACAGACUUCAUGAGCAUGGUGAAGAGUUCAUCUUAUGCUUCGGCACGACCAAAGGAUCAUCAGCUGUACCAUCGAGAUGCGCGUAUCAUUGUCUUCGCACAUGGAAACGGCUGAGCCGACGCUCGAGUUUGAGGAUACCUUAUCAACAAGGCAUGUGUAGUGUCCUACUCGUUUCGUUCAUGUCGUGAAUUUCUCAAAAGUACCUUGAAGAUUCUGCAUCCCAUUCAUCUCUUUCAUGUCUCACCAAAUAGAGUGAACAAAAAGACCUAGCAGUCUACAAAACACCAGAGCUCCAUGCCAUUGUCUUUUGAGGCACUAUCUCCUCGUAUGCAGACUUCAAUGCUUCCCAAAGUCAUCACCCUCUCCACCACCAUCACCAAUCGCCAAAGACGCCGAGCCCUCCAUCGCAAACCCAAACACACGCGCAUACCACCCCUGAGACCAAUAACUCAUCUCGAUAUUAUGCGGCGCCCCCGGGAUCACGCUCCCCUCCACCCUCCGACUCUUCCUAAACGCCGCAACAUACUCCCUCACAUCCUCCUCCCUCGACAACCACAGCCCGUCCCGUCCCGCAAGCCCAAUCAACACCGGCACCGUAAUUCGCCCCGCAAACUUGUCCUCCCAGUUCGCCAGCCACUUCCCGCGCAAAUCCGCCAUCUCGCGGUACGGCAUCGGGCGGUCCAGGCGUGCCGUGUGCGUCAGCAUCGCCGGUUCCGCCGUACCCGGCGGGAACAUGAGCGCGUCCUUUGCCGCGUGCGGGAAGUGCACGUGUGACGGGGGCGGGUCAUCUGUCGGCGUAAAGUCCCCUGUGCGGCAGUUUUUGACUGCGUUGCCGAAGCCUGAGAUGGUGACGGCGGCGAGCGGGUAGGCGGGGGAUGUCUCCUCGGACCAGAGCGCCGCUGCGACGCAGGCGCCUGGCGCACCGAGGGAGUGACAGUGCAGCGCGAUGGAGGUGCAUCCGUUCGGCAUGGCGAAUUUAUCCCAGAGGGCCGGGAGGAUGUCGCGGUGGAGCGUGGUGCCCCAUUCCUCGUAGAAGGAGGAUGACGCGGGGAUGUCGUCGCCGACGGGGGUGGUGUCGUUGUACCCCUGACGAUCGAGGGCGAUGAAGGGCACGCCGGUGGCAGCGCUGGUGUGGCGGGCGGUGUAGGUGUCGUCGACGUCGAAGUAGGCGCCCGAGUAGGUGCCGCCGUGGAGGCCGACGAUGAGGGGAGGGUGAGCCGGGCGGAGCGGGUUGGAGGCCGUCGGGGACGGGAUGCUGUGGAGCCCGGAGACGGUCUUGCCGCCCGGGAGGGUGAGUUUGAAGGCUUCCAUUGUGCUGCUGCGUUGCUCCGUACAGGUACGGAUACGAGAAGGAGACAACUCAUGCAGGGAAACUUAAAUGGAUUGAUGCAGGGAGCAUUUAGAUUUAUGUUCUACCUUGCUCUGCACUCAACGACCUUACGUCGCAUCGCCUCUGGGCUAGCUUCACCAUCCACGGUGAAAACUGGUGGGGGUUAGUGCCCCUGGGCUUUUCUCGGCUGAUAAUGGCGGCGACAUGGUUGUCUGGUUUCGGCAUUUAUGAUUCGAUUGUAAAGAAAAAGUAGUGGGCGAUGGCGCCAGUAGUCUGCCCCCUCGAGACCCCAAAGACCCCGUCCGCGGUCUCCAAAGGCGUCCGAGUUUGCAACCGCAGACUCCCGUCUAUUCCGGAUCGAGGCCCAUUAAGGAGACCAUAUGCUUACUUAUAAGCUACCAGCCGUGCCAUCGUAAAGGCUUCCGCGGUUCUCCUCGGUCUAGUUUGCCCCGCCUCGGGGAUUACCCAUCCGUCCAUUCCACAGUUUCUCAAAAAGCUCCUCCCGAGCUCCCUUCCAUCGACGCAUCUCACGCCAUUUCAACUCACCGUCUUCCUUUCGCGCUUUGGGGUUGAAGAACUGAAAGGUUCUACCACAAGACAAUGGCAGACAGCCCAGCCGCACCAGCGGCACCUAAAGACGCCUCGGAUCCCUCCCCUGGGAUAUCAACACCAGCGCAACCGCCAGCCACAUCCUCAACACCAGACACCGCACCCGCCGCACCCACCGCAAACCCCACUGCAUCGCAACCUCACGAUGCUCACAGCUCCACCACAACAUCAGCACCCGCACCAGCGGUCCCUGGUACCCCAAUCCCAGCCGACGAUCACCUCACCCCAGCCCCAGAACUAACCCCCGACCCGACCUCCCCGGGCCCAGACGACGGCUACGCAAGCGGGACCGAAUCCGGCUCCUCGCGGGCGUCGACGUCGCUGGCCUCCCACGUGCGCGACUACAGCUUCGAGAACCGGCGGCGGUACCACCGCUACAAGGAGGGCCAGUACCACUUUCCCAACGACGACGACGAGCAGGAGCGCGAGGACAUGAAGCACACCAUGGUCGUCCACCUCUGCGGCGGGCAGCUGCACAGCGCGCCGCUGAAAAACCCGCAGCGGAUUAUCGAUGUUGGGACGGGGACAGGGAUAUGGGCUAUUGAUAUGGGCGACGAGUACCCCGAGGCCGAAAUCAUCGGCGUGGACCUGAGUCCGAUCCAGCCCGAGUUCGUGCCGCCCAACGUCCGGUUCAUGGUCGACGACGCCGAGGUGGAAUGGGUCUACCCGGACAACCACUUUGACUUUGUCCACCUCCGCAACAUGGCCCCCUCUAUCAAAAAAUGGCCGGAGCUGUUCGCCGAAGCAUAUCGCGUCACAAAACCAGGCGGCUGGAUCGAACUCCAAGAAAUGCGCUGGGUCUACGGCUGCGACGACAACACCAUGCCCCCAACCUUUGCCCCCGUGAAAAUGGUCGCCAACAUCAAAGAGGCCCUCGCCAAGCUCGACGUCAAGAUGAACGCGGCCGAACUGUACCCCGCGCACGUCGCGGCCGCGGGCUUCGUCAACCUGGCGCACGAGGUGAAGAAGGUGCCGGUGGGGCCGUGGGCCAAGGACGACGACCUGAAGAAGAUUGGGGAGUACUGCCGCGCGGCGAUCUAUGAUGGGUUGCAUGCUAUUACGAUUGGGCCGUUUACGAGGGGUCUGGGGUGGACGCCUGAGGAGGUGGAGGUUUUCCUGAUCGAGGUGAGGAGGGAUUUGUUGGAUCGGAGUGUGCAUUCGUAUGUGCAUUUUCAUACUCUUGCUGCGCAGAAGCCGCUUGAUGGGUGACGGUGUGAGUAUGGGGCGUGGGAUGAGUGAGAUGUUCUCGUACGAAGGUUCUGAGUGUGGUAUCGAGGUUGUAUGAUAAUCCCGAGUUAUGGCAGGAAUGGGUCUGGAACGAUGAAGGGAAGACAUCAGAGAGAUUGAGUAUAGCAUAAGCCUUGCAUUGGAUCUUUACAUACCUUCUGUGAGACUCUCGUUGUUUACUGAGGAACGAUGCCGGGCGUGAC